Molecule: messenger RNA, 868 nt
Organism: Dromiciops gliroides (monito del monte)
Lineage: Eukaryota; Metazoa; Chordata; Mammalia; Microbiotheria; Microbiotheriidae
Gene: MDK
Product: midkine
Exons: 5
Coding region: 60-488 (142 amino acids)
Molecular function (GO): growth factor activity
Source: RefSeq, a predicted model, not a curated record
GCGAGCGAGCGAGCGAGCGAGCGAUCGGGAGCAGCGACUGCGCCGGGGCCGGGGCCGAGAUGCAGCUCCGAAACUUCCUCGUGCUCACUCUCAUGGCGCUCCUGGCCCUCCCCAUCGAGGCUGCCAAGAACAAGAAAGACAAGGGGAAGAAAGGCAAUUCUGAGUGUGAGGAGUGGAACUGGGGUCCCUGCACCCCAAGCAGCAAAGACUGUGGCAUUGGCUUCCGGGAGGGCAGCUGUGGGGGCGAGACCCGGCGCCUCAAGUGUAAGGUGCCCUGCAACUGGAAAAAGGAGUUUGGAGCUGACUGCAAAUACAAGUUUGAGAAUUGGGGUGCGUGUGACAGCAGCACGGGUACCAAGACCCGCCAGGGAACCUUGAAGAAGGCCCUGUACAAUGCCCAAUGCCAGGAGGCCAUCCGAGUGACCAAGCCCUGCACCCUCAAGGCCAAAGCCAAGAUCAGAGCCAAGAAAGGGAAGGGGAAGGACUAGACCCGAAGCAUCACCUGACAGGGGGUCUUUGCCUCCGGAGGACACCUAGAUACACUGUCCCUUUCCUCUCUCCCUCUCCCCCACCCCGUCCUCCCCUGCCCAGUCCCCCAGAACUUAUUCCACACCAGGUGCCUUGUUUCUACCAUUAGCUUUAUCAAUCACAAAGCGCUCCUUCCUAAUUCCCCCCAUCAUUCCUAGCCUUGGCGUGAAGGGGCAGAAGAGUUGGGGCAGGGGGAGGGAGGGACCAGGCCCUCCCCUCCCUGCCCUGGCUCCCUCUCACCCCAGUGAUAUGAGCUCCAAUUUCAGCCUAGCCCCAGGUCCUUAUUCAAGUCAUCACCUUUAUUAAAAAAUAAAAAUAAAGUCUUUUUUUUCCAAUAAAA